Molecule: messenger RNA, 1440 nt
Organism: Setaria italica (foxtail millet)
Lineage: Eukaryota; Viridiplantae; Streptophyta; Magnoliopsida; Poales; Poaceae
Product: glutathione S-transferase T3-like
Exons: 3
Coding region: 36-1238 (400 amino acids)
Source: RefSeq, a predicted model, not a curated record
CUGUCCGGCAAGGCCAAGUAAGACGCGGCGGAGGGAUGCUUCAACGGCGCGUGGUGGUCGUCGGCGACCAGCACCCUCAAUGGCCCGGCGGUGACCACAUGCCUCAAAGGACCGGCGGUGACCACGACCUCGAUCUGGCCGGUGGUCCUCCGAUGGCAGCCCUUGCCGGCGACGAUUUCAAUUCCGUAUCCAGUGACCCCUCAGCUGCCUUCGAACAAGUGGUCAACGACAACUUAUUUGGGAAUGGAAAUGGAUAUUUUUCGAACAUGAUGAUGGAUGAAACCAAUCUAGGGGAUUCUGAUUAUUAUAGCAACACAUUUGCUGACCAACAGUCACAGGCAAUUGAAGUGGGUCCAGUAGCCCCCUCUGCGAGGCCAAACCAUAAGAGAUCAAAGAAUUUCAGUGACCACGAAGAUGAGGUUUUGGUUUCAGCGUGGCUGAAUGUAAGCUUGGAUCCGAUCGUAGGCAAAGAUCAAAAAGGUGGCAAGUAUUGGUCUCGUAUCUAUGAGUACUUCCAUGAACACAAGACGUGCACCUCAAAGCGUACCAUAAAUUCUCUCAUGCACCGGUGGGAGACCAUACAAAAAUGUGUGAACAAGUUUUGUGGGUGUCUAGCACGGAUUGAGUUAAGACGUUCGAGUGGUAGUACAAUGAAAGACAAGGUUGCAGAGGCAUGUGCUUUGUACAAGUCUGAAGACGAACAUCAGAAAUCAUUCCAGUUCAUGCAUUGCUGGAAUAAGUUGAGAACACAACCAAAAUGGCUUUCUAAAAUUGAUGAAUUGGUUGCUGCUAAAACAUCUAACAAGAAGCAGAAGACAAGUUCAACUGUUGACCCGAGUGAAAGUUUACCUAAUGACAUAGGACAAGGUGAAGUUCAAUGUCUAGAGAAUAAUGCAUUGAUAAGACCAAUUGGUAAGAAGAAGGCAAAAGCAGCACUGCUGCAAGAGAAGAAAAAAAGUGUGACAACAACUUUAGAAAAUAUGUGGGCACAGAAGAAAGAAACUGAUGGGGAGAAAGAGCUAAAAAAAGAGGAGAGGUUCAACAAAGCUUUUGCUCUUGAACAAGAUCGAGUUGCAAAUGAAAAACUACUUCUUGAGGUUAGGAGGCAGGAGGUCCAGUUACAGCAAAAGAGGGAUGAAGAGAGGAUUAUGACCAUGGACCUUACUGCCAUGCCAGAUGAGCAAAAGAAAUACUACAUGUGCUUGCGGGCUGAGAUCAUGAGCCGAGUACUUAAUUAGAAUUUGAUUCUUCUAAAUAGUAUUAGUAGCUACUGUGAUAUUUUUUUUGAUAUGGUAUUGUGUGAUGUUCGAAACUUAAUUAGUAUUUGAAUCUUCUAAAGAGUAGUAUUUCCAUAUAGUAUUAACGUGGAUUUGAAGCGUCCUGUGUCGAUUUGCAAACUUGCAGUUGUCUACCUGCACCUCCUUUAUGUUGCAACUUAAC